This is a messenger RNA of Eimeria mitis, 6306 nucleotides long. RefSeq lists its product as uncharacterized. The transcript has 16 exons. The record is from RefSeq and is a predicted model, not a curated record. NCBI's taxonomy places the organism in Eukaryota, Apicomplexa, Conoidasida, Eucoccidiorida, Eimeriidae. Bases 1 to 6306 code for a protein of 2101 amino acids.
AUGGACGAAAUACACGCAGUGCUGGAGCUAUUUGUUAGCUGCCGCGGAAGCGGCUGGCCCCUUGUACGCUUAGAGGCGGAGCAGCAGCUGUUGACGCAGCACCUUCUGAUGGCAGCACCUAUGGACAAGGAGGAAAUUGAAGACUUAAUCAAGCAGUGUUUUGAAGCAGAUAACAAUGGAGAAAUCAAUUUUCUCAGCUUUUGGUCAGGGAUGGAGAAUCUCCUCGAACUGCUGGGGAUCCGAGAGCCCUCCGCACAUGUAGAUGACAAGGUAUAUGGGUUGCAAGUCUUCAGGGAUGGCCUGUUGGCCGAGGCCAUGAGCAAACACCAAGGGCCCACCAGCAGCGUGUUGCUAUCCAGAGACGAGGUUCUGCGCAUAAUCGACCAGACAAACAAGUCAGUUGCAUCGCGUCAUAGCAAAGGGCGUGCAGAAAGCACACGAUGCGACGGUGGAUCGUACCAAGGAGGCGACGCCUCUUCUUCAAGCCUGUUUUGGGACGAAGUAUACAGAGAAACAGCGCUGCUAGACUCAACAUCUGUCCUUUCAGUUACGGAGCUUUCCAUGAUGGUUUUUGGGUUUCUGAAGAGCUAUCUAAGACAGGAAUCCACAGCAGUGAAAAUGUCGGAAGGGGUUCCGAACGACGUUGCCCAGCAGGUACACGAACAGGCUGUGCCGUCCGAUACAUCUGGGGUGAUAAGCGCUGUCUCUGGUACAAGCUGUGUGCCAGAGGCUGCUCCCGUGGCUGACACCGCUAUCGGAGCCGCUCAUCCAGUUGUGAGCACCCAGGAACUGCGCAGCCAGGUCCCUGGCUCUCCGGAUGAGACAGGUGAAAAUCUGGAUGAUAUCUGCGGCUCGACAAUGAUGCAUAAGGGAUGGCAGAAGGGUUGGGAACUGGAACAUCCGCGGGAGCAUCGACAAGAUCGUGCCGAGAGCAGAAACGACUUCCCAAGUGUAGCCAGUCCCUCUUCAGAUGGACACGUACGAGGCUCAGAAAGACAGACAUAUCGAGAGGCUUCUGAUUCGCCGGUUGCUGAUGUCUCGCACAUUUUAACGCGCUUAGACUCCGAAGAUCCGUUUUUGCAACUGCGGCAUUUGCUGAUAUUUUCCGGGGACGUUGUUGAGCGUGGGGUCUUGUCCAAGAAGGAUAUGCAACAACUCCGCCAUUUGAAUGCAGCAGCGGUCGACUGCGUUGACCGAAUGUCUGCUGAGCGCGACAAAAGGAAUGAAGAGGCGAACGAGGCAGUUUUGUCGCUCAGAAGGAUGCGGACGGAAAAGCAGCAGCUGAUCGAACGCCUCGCAACAGUGGAGCACCAGCAUAGUCAGCUGCAGCUGCAGCAGGAGCAGCAGCUGUGCGAACGCGACAGGGUUGAUCAACUCCAGGAGAGCCUGGCUUCUGAACGGGUUGAACGCGAGCGCCUUCAGGCACUAUUGCGUGAUAAGGAGGAGGAUCUGACGGGUGUGAUUCGUGAGAAAGAUGCACUCCUUGGAAAGAUUUCAUCGCAAAAGGAUGACUUGAACCGCCUUCUGGAGGCUGUGCACAAAGAAAAAGCAGCGUUGAGCGAAGACCUUCGCAAAAGAACGGAAAUCUUAAUUCGAGAAAAGGAAGCGCUGGAGGAAAAACUUCGUUCCGCUGAAGAUAAAGCCAGAGCAGCAGAGGCUGCGCGCCAACAGUUGCAAGGCGAUGCACAUCUCAGUACAUCUACCCUCAGGCAGCGAAUUUUGGAGCUGGAGGAGGAUAAGCAAAGGCAGGAGACUGAGGCAGAGGAGAAUGAUGCCCUGAUACUCCAGCUACAAGGGCGGCUAGAGGAAAAGGUUCAGCAGGUUACAAUCCUGGAGGUGAAGAACAAGCAGCAAGCUCGUUUGUUGCAGCAGGUUCGUGGCGUGCGAAACUCUUUGAUGCAAGUCCUCCAAGACUCUAAGGAAAAUGAGCCAGACAAGGGCGGUUCUACUGGUGUUUCAGCGGCUAUAACACGAGAUGCUGAGAUAAUGAAGCUGAAGGCAGGGAUGAAGGCUGCCCUGGCGCAUAUUAAGGAAUUAGAGACAUUCAUAGAUGAGAUGAGGAAAGAGCAACGGCGAGGGGCCCAUCCACGGUAUGAAAUAUCAGCAGCCUCAGGGGAUUCAUUUGCUCGUUCUCUGGAGAGACAGCAAACCAGUGAUGCAUGCAACAGGCCUUUGAGAGCUCUGCGAACCCUUGGAGAUGAGCUGGAGAUGUCAGAAGCUGCCAGUAACCAGGAGGUAUCUUGCACGGGAAUUGAUGAGGGGAACAGCAAGGCAAGUGAAAAUGCUCCAUCGGAAGGACAUGAUGCAUCUACUCAUUGUGAGGAGUCCAGGAUUGCAUGCAAGGGCUCAGGUGGCACAACUGGGAUUGCAACCAGCGAAGCCGGCUCGGGAGAACCUGUGUCUAAACAACCUAGCAUCAGAGAGCAAAUAGUGACCGUGGAAAAGCAAAAGCUUGCAUCAAGCAAAGUUGUUGGUGCAGACGUUUGUGGCUUGAGACGUCAUCGCCAAGCACACGCUGGAACUUCUGGGAAUGUAGGGUCUUUUGCCUCCUUGCGCUCUGAGCCGUCGACGAUAGAUGCAGCUUCCAAAGAACCAACCUCCUCUGCAAGUCUACCAGAAGCUGAAGAGAUUUUUGAUCCACUCGACAUGCUGAAGUCUGAGGACUCGAUGGAAACAGAAGCCAAAGAAAGGUCUGCAGUGAAAGGCCGGCUCUCAGUCACUUCACAUGCAGCACAGAGAAUCCAUCCUUCUGGUCGAACGAGACAGCCCAGUCCGAAGAACGGGAUGCUUGCCGUCCAUGCUUCGUCUGCAUCAGCUGUAAGUUCAGACCCCUCUGAGCUGCCGCCAGGCGGCGGAUCUCCCAAGAUGUCUUGUGGGCAUUCAGCAAGCUCUAGUGGAUUGGAGCUGCCGCUUGAAGGAAGGCGGUGCCGAUCGCGGGCAACAGAUAGCAACGCUUCAAGUGAUCAGCGCAACUGCACCAUUGAGUCGUCCGUGGUGUUGCCAUCACAAGAAUUGGGGUCUGCAUCUCGAGACCGUGGGAGGAGCACUUCCCGUGAAAAGAAUUUUUUGAGCGACUCGUUAGCUUCCACUAGUUCGGACGGGAAGUUUCUAAUGUUAACCGCCCUCGGAGAAGCGAAGAAGUCUCCCACGGCGUCGACAAGCCGAAGGGUUGACGAUCGAUCACCGAGUUCAAAGGUAGAGCUUGCUGCGAGAGCUCUGGACUCAAGCACCUUGAGCAGCAUGUUCAGCAUGCUUGGAUCCUGUGCUGCACUGCCUGGGAAUGCGACGCGCCGCGCAGCAGCUCCGACGGAUGCUGACGACACCACCAGAAACACCCGCGGUGGAGGCGGAGAAGAUAGUUCAAAAACGAAGCAUAAGCAGCCCGGCAGGUUGUCUGCUGCAGCAACCGCUGCAAUCUCGGCCAAGGAUGCAAGCGAAUUUCGGUCGCUUCGGCGUGUAAGUCAAGGAAGUGCACAUCGUAUUGACCCGCCUGAGGAUUCACCUGGCCAUAUUGAUACAAGGAGAAUGUUGGGAUCUACCCAGGUAGGAGAGCUGACCGCUCAUAGGCGCGAGCCAACAUCAGACGAAUGCCCGUUGACAGGAAGAGACCAGUGGACAUCUACACAGAGGCCAAGCCCUUCGCCAAAGGCAGGGCAUGCACGAGCUCGGCGUACUGUUUCCUUGGGAAGGACGGAAACCCCAGGCGAAGUUCAAGGACGUGAUGUCGUGGACCAGCAGAAGAGGCUGCCCUCACUUACAACCCCAGUCUCUAGUGAGGGCGAUAUCGAGCACCCUGGCGUUAAGGAGAAUUACCUGCAAGAUUCCGAGGCCCCACAGAAAGCGUCUAUGACAGUCGGCUCAGCUUCAGAGGGACGUUCUGGUGCUGACAUGGAAAAAGAUCUUGCCUUGGAAUCAGGGAGCCCCGCUUCAUCCCUUCGAAAAACGUCUGGAGUCUUGAAUAACGCUCUAGGAACUGUCGAAACUUGCAGAAGCAGAGGGAAUGCAAAUACCCACCGGUCACCACGCAGCCGUAGCAGCAGCUCCGAGCCACCGUCCCGCAAAGUCACGUCUGCCCACGGACCGUCCACCAGCCGGCAGACGCAUGCGCCAAAAUCGCCGCACGAAACUAGGCAUACAGAGGCUUCGGGGGAACGGCAAGUGCCGCACGCCAGUUCGAGGGCCUACGAAGGAACUGAAUGUGAAACCGAAGCUGAGACCAUGAGGCGGCAAGUACCAGUUGUGGCAGAUCAGACCCCUCAGCAAGACAGGUCGGGGGCGUGCAAAGUAGUGGGAUUACGCACAGGUAGCACUAGCGAGGACCGAAGAUCGGACGACCAGCUUCGAUCUACCCAGCGCCUGCAGAACGAACUCAAGAAGGGAUGCGCAAAGAUACAAGAUGAGCAAACUGCUUCUGCAGCAGCUCUGCUAGCUGCUGCUGCUGGGGUGGUUGACGCUUCUCUCCAGCAACAACAGCAGAUGAUCCAGCGUCAGCAGGAACAUCAUGAAGAUCUGCAGAGGGCGCAACAGCGCAGAAUCGACAUGCUGCAGGAACAGCUUGAACAUCUUCAGAAGACCAAGGAAGAGCAACGGGAAUCUGGAGAGCAGGAGCAGAAAAAGUUAAUUCACACACUUCAGGCAAAACUGGAGGAGCUGCAGAAACGGCAAGACCAAAGAGAGCAAGAUUUUCAAGAAGCUCAGCGCAAACUACAGGAAGAUCUGGAGAUGCAGGUGAAGAAAAAGUUGGAAGAACUGAGGUGUUCACCCCUAAAAACAAAUAACAAGGAGGCAGCCAGCUCGUGUUCUACGGGCCAGAGUAGCCUUCGUGUCUCAUACUCGCACCGACAGGAUACGGACAUUCGAACUAGCCACACUCUGAAGACAGGUUAUCAGCAUGCGGCAUCUGGGGAAAGCGACUCUUUUGAAAGGAUUGCUGGUGAGCAGGCCCUGCACUCUCCUGCCCAAUACGACAACGGCCAGAAACCCGUUUCUGAUGUGCAUCCGUUUACAGCCAUGCCUGAAGAUUUUGGCACCCUAAAUACAAAACAUGUUAAUCAGUUGCUCUCAAGCGGGAAGACGGACAGCGAUACUUUAAACUGCACCGCUUGGCACCGUGGUGGGGCAGAGCCGCAGGGAUGUACUGGACGGAUAGAUCUCCACAAUGCAGGUGCAGGGGCUCGAGGGCAACCAGCAGCAGCCGCUGCCGGAGGAUAUGUCGGCGGACCCCAUGACCAAUGCAGUGACUCUGAUGCGUCCAGUUGUGCAAGCAGCAGCCUCAUGGGAAGCCAGUGUGGGUUGCCGGCCCAUGGUUGUUCGUUUGAGGAUGUUCCCACAACAACCAGCAGCUCAUUCAUCAGCCAGUCUACAACUCCUGCAGUGUGUUCAUCAAUGCCAUCUCAGCGUGGGAACUACCUCGCUGGCGAAGCACCAGUCGAACGACAAAUUUACGCUUCUGGAGGCGAUCGCCCGUUGGCUCAGUCUACAGAUGUUCACCGUAGGGAAAGCGUCUUGCGCCGGCAUAAUCUACUCCGCCCCCAGGCAUCAGAGUGUUCUCCCUGUGCUUCCCAGCACGUACCAGUUAACGCCUGCCAGGCGGAUCCUCCUUUUACUUCCGCUGCGAGUGCUUCACGGCCACUUUCGGAUUCCUCAACGAACAUCAAUACGGGGGCCACUACAUCGUCUGUGGGUUGUAAGGGCGGUUCUCAGGAGAAGCUACUCCGCGGAGACUUGUGCUACCGCUCUGGUAAUUCUCACCAGCCAUCAGGCCAGGACUCUAGACAUCGGGAAAGUGGGACGGGGUUGGUUAGGCCACAGCCGUCGGUUUACCAUCCUGUUUCACGAGCUGAGAGAGUUAUUACAAUGCAGCAGGCGCAUAUCGACAGCGCUCGGUUUCUAGGCAGCAGUAACAUUAGUGAAAAAGUCCCCUGUCUGUCUGGUCUCCCAAGGGGUCAGCAGGGCGCAUUCUCGUCCAGAGAGUCCCAGUUGCCCGCACCGCUGGCAUCGGCAAGGGAAUCGAUUUCAGCAGACCAGCUUGAAGGCAAUGAGGCAACUCCUAUGCUGUAUCGCUGUGCGUCAACUAGCGCAGCGUUGACGGAUGCGGAGUUGUCACGGUAUCCUACUAACCAUCGCCAAAAGACGCACCGUGGAUCAAGCAGGAAAGAUAAGAUGGAUGACAAGCGACAGCUCGACGAAAGUCGGAAUGCUGAAAUGUCUGCAGCAGGAGAAUCAAGCAGCUCGACCGCGCCGUCGUCGGGUUGGGCGGGCUUCAACGGAGGGUUUAUGAGUCAGGUUCAGAAGUGGAUUGGCUAA